AUGUCUCACAUGCUGAAAAAGUUGCCCUUCCUGAAGGACAGCCAGGAAGCCCAUCCACAGAUGACUAACAAUGACCUGCAGCGGUGGGACAACCAGGAAGCCCAAUUCUCCGGCUCCCACCCAUCCACUUCCUCAGCUGCUCAGCGAGCCAUGCAAGUCCUGCCUCUGCUGGUGAAGUCUUCUCCAGCUCCCAUGGAGUUCAGGAGGAAGAGUCAGCUUCCGGUGCUAGGGCUGCCCGAUUUGGCCCAGAGAGGAACUGUCAAGCCCCCUCUGAGGGCUGCUCAGAUGGAGAUGAAACAUGGCCAGAAGGAGCCUCCUCCCCUGCCAAGGGGGCCCGAGAGGGAAAAGAGGGGCAGCCUCGACCAGGGGAGAAAACGCUCCCAAGAUGCCAUCCUAUCUUUAUAUCCAGAACUCUCGGAUGAACACUUCCGGUACUUGUGGGAGAGCAAGAGGUCGCUCAAAGGCAAAUCGGUAAAAGAAAUCUUGGACUCGAUGGAGGACACAGAAAUAUUGGAUACCAUCUUGGAACAUCUUCAUCCUCCCCAGAUUCCUGCAGACCACAAAGUCCCCAGGGGGAAAAUCAAUGAAUUGCAGCCCAUCAACCAGAAGAUUUCAAUGCAACAAAGCGCUUCCCACUUCGUGUCUAAAGAUAAGUUAAACCUGUACAAAUACUAUGGCUUAAAAUUGAAGAAUACCAAGCAGAAGGACCUUGUGAAAGAUCACCUCCAAAAGCUUCUGGCAAUCACACUUGCGGACGAGACAGACAGAGAGGGAGUCUCGGAGACCAUCCACCUGGCUGCAUUCCAUCAUCUUCCAGAAGUUCUUUUGGUCCUCAAGGAGGUCGGUAACAUCAUGCAGCCCAAGAGACCAUCUCUCUCGGAAGGCUCCCAUGAGGACACACAAUAUCUGUCUGACAGAAGGAUUAGGACAACAUUAAUCCUCUGCUAUGGACAAGCAGCCCAGGGAGCCUCCCCUGAAGACCUGGGUGUUUACAUCCAGCCCAUCGUGUCCGAAAUUCUGGUCCAGUACUCCACCAUGAACAAGGACGAAGGUCUGAAGAAAGCCUUCAUGAAGUCCAUCAUCAUGGUCACCAAGGCAGCUGCCCUCAGCAGGAGGCAAGACCUCCAUCUACCCCAGAAACAGGAAUUGGUCACCAAGAUCAUUGAAGUCAUUGAAGAUGAGCCCGCGAGACCCCUGUCCGUCGUAAUUCUCCAUCAAGCCAUCGUCACCAUCAUCUGCAUGAGCCGUAUGAAGCCCUCCUUGCCCUCUGAGGUGAGGUCUGAAGUGGUCAACCAAAGCAUCCGGAAGGUGUUUUCAUUGCCAGCUAUCAAGGUGUCCACAGUCAAAACAGAUAGCCAACCCCCAUCAUCUCACUCUCAGGAUUUCUAUCAUCAGACAGCCACUGCCUGCAACAAUAUGUUGACCGGAUUGCUGUCCGAGGCUCCCAAUUUGGAUGCCCUGCAGGAGAUCCUGACGCACACAAAUCCAUGGAUCAAUUCUCCUAAGAGCCACGAGAGAGAGAGGGCCCUCAAGACCAUCAAGCACCUCCUCAAGUUCGUUUCGGACAAUGUCAAUUUCGACACGACAGCUGAUUUCUCUUUGCUGGGGCAGCUGGUGGCUUUGCUGGCCCUGCACAUUGGCGACACCAGCCCAGUAGUUGGCCAGACGUCCGCAGAGGCUGCCUACCACCUGCACCACCUCCUAAUGAGCAAAAUGGCGAAAGAAAUGGACAAGAAACAGAAGAACAAAAAGGGGAACAUCGUACAUUGGCUGAGGGAGGAUUUUUUUGUUUCGGGCUCUGGGAUCUUCCACAACAACAUCUCCAAAAUGGCGAAGGCCUUUGGGGAGCACCUCAGCCCGUUGCAGCUAACAAAGCUGAUCUUGGAAGCCCUGGAGAAUCUGACGCACGUGGACAAGAACAUCUCUCAGUCCGCGGGGCUGCUCCUCAACUCCAUCCUGGAGGAGUGUGGCAUGGAUAUAGAGGAACUACCCAUGAUCUUGAAGGAGAUCUACCACCGUCUCCCGAAUAUUGCCCACACAGCAACGAAAGACCUCACCCUCAAGACCGUAUGUCACCUGGCCUCCAAGAGGGUCAACCGAGUUGUGGACAUAUUGCUGGAAUCCUCUGUUGGCUGUGAUGGAAGCGCCAAGGAGAUUUGGGGGGCGCUGGCUGCAGACCCUUAUGCCAACCUCAAGAUCAUGAAGCCUCUCUUGAAAAGGCUUCAGGACCAAGACCCCGGAACCGAAGUCCUCUCAAGGAGGAACAGCAAGUCCCUCAUGCCCAUUGCGGCCACCAACGCCCUCUGUUUCCUCCUGUCCCUCCCGAACGCUGCUGAGCUCCUCCACAACAAAUUCUCCAACCUGCUCCUCGCCCUGGUCACGCAGCUGUACUUCCUCCUGGGAGCCAGCAAGAGUGGAGCCAGGAGGUCCAGCAGAGUCAUAGACCUUUCAGAACAGGUCAACCUCUUGGGCACGGCAGUGCAGGCGAUCAAAAAUCUCAUCCUGGCUGCCAGAUAUGAAGAGGAAUACAAAGAGUUGGGGACGCUGGGAUGCUGGGAGAUGCUCUUGAGCCCAGAUAGUCUCUUUGAGGCCAUUUUCCACCUGGUCCGGAAACUCUUCAACUACUCUAAAGUGGAGCUGAAGGUGAUGUUCAGGCAGGCCAACAUCUACCUGCACCGUCCUGACUUAAGGGAGAAGACAAUUGGCAUGGUGUUCUUCUCGGAGCUUCUCUAUCACCAAGAGGUCGGACACUUCUUCGUCAUGAAGGACAUCCUCAAUGUCCUCCAAGACUGGAUGGCUCAGCCAUAUCCCCUCAUCCAAAUAUUUGCUAUUCGUGGUCUGGGGUAUCUUCUCCAGCACCCCUUCGAGAAUAAGAUGUUAGAGCCGGUGAUAGUCCCUGUGGUCAACUGUGCUUGUCACCCAGACAAAUUUGUGGCAAAGGAAUCACUGCGGACCCUUCAGUUCCUUUUCCGGUAUCUGAAUGCUCAAACCUAUGGAUGGAAAGCUGUCAAUCUUAUUCCGGUCCUGGGGAAGUAUUUUGCUGAAGAGGACAUCGAGUUGCGCAACACCUCCAUCAUCCUUUUUGGCCUGAUCUUAAAAGGGCUCAAGGAGACAGAGGGGAAUCUGACCGAAUCCAUCCUGCACAGCCUGAUUCCUCUUGUCAUCCAGUUGGCUAAUAAUCGGACCCAAGAGAGCAACGUGGUUGCAUCAUAUGGACCCUCUGGAGAAGGCAAAGAGAUUCUGGAUAAUCCUCAAGUUAUCUCCCGGAACACCCUGACCUCCUGCGUCUCCUUUAUGAAGUGGGAGGAAGUUCCAGAUAAUUUGUUUGACUACGAGAUUUACACCAGUCUCCAGAGCAUGUAUUCCAGUAUCUGCUCGGAGGUGAUCGUUCGAUGCAAGGAAAACCUGCCGGAAAUGUUGGAGCAGAUGCUGGAAUUCCUGAAGAGCCGGAAUUCUUUCUCCCGAGAGGCAGCUGCCAUCUUAAUUGGCUGCUGCGCAGAAUACAUGACACGGGAUGUGGUGACUUCUAAACAAAUCGAAGAAGUUUUCCUGGGUCUCCGGGAUCUGCAAGAGGAUCGUGAAGCCUCCGUGGCUCAGGCUGCAGCUGAGUCCAUGGAAGUAAUCUUCCGGCAGUGCGGCCAUCGAAUCAACCCGGAUCUCAUUAGCAGCCAGCUCCUCUCCAAAGUCAUCCGGAGCAUCUCAGUGACCAAACUAUCAUAG
Messenger RNA from Thamnophis elegans (Western terrestrial garter snake), 3720 nucleotides. RefSeq names its product maestro heat-like repeat family member 5. NCBI's taxonomy places the organism in Eukaryota, Metazoa, Chordata, Lepidosauria, Squamata, Natricidae. Gene Ontology annotation, cellular component: cytoplasm. The transcript has 27 exons. The coding region runs from base 1 to 3720 and encodes 1239 amino acids. The record is from RefSeq and is a predicted model, not a curated record.